This is a messenger RNA of Emiliania huxleyi CCMP1516, 540 nucleotides long. RefSeq lists its product as hypothetical. The record is from RefSeq and is a predicted model, not a curated record. Bases 1 to 540 code for a protein of 179 amino acids. Lineage: Eukaryota; Haptophyta; Isochrysidales; Noelaerhabdaceae. The transcript has 2 exons.
AUGGCGUCCGCCGCCCGCAAGCGCGCCCGCACCGGCGGCGGUGAGGCGGACGAGGAGCCCGUGCCGGUCGCGGCUGGCUUCGAGGCGCCCAUCUUCGGCGUGCGUAUCGUGGGCCAGGUCUCCACGCUGGCGCUCGAGGGCGAGGACGGCCCUCUAUCGCUCGGUCAGGUUGGCGUCGCAAGCGAUCACGCGGGCGCCUGGUACGUCUCGACGAAGGACUCGCUGCUGCACGUCUCGGCGGCCGGGCGCGUGCGCCGCGUGGCAGCUUUGCCGGCAGUAGGAGUCAACCGCAUUGCUGCCAUUCCAGACGGGAGCGCGCUGUUUGUGGCAGACUGGAGCAGCCACGAGAUCGGGCGGGUGGAGGUGGCGACGGGCGAGGUGACCAUCCUCGCUGGAAGCGGCGACGAGGGCGACGCCGAUGGCGUGGGCGACGCGGCGGAGAUCUGCUGCCCAAAUGGCAUCGCCAUCAGCCCAGACGGGAGCGCGCUGUUCGUGACAGACUCCAGGGCAUCAGAAGGGACCAAGAGGAGUCCAGUCUGA